CAGCUCAUUUUUACCCUCAAUUAAAGCACAAAACUUGAAUUAUUGUUCUCAUCCCCCAAUUUCUCUUCAAUAUUGCAACCCAACCUCCACUGCUAUCUAAGACCAUAAUUUCACAAUCGACGAUAAUGACUCUAUCAUCACUAAGCAAGCAGCCAAUUGACGAGAGUAUAAUCAGAGAGCAGGUUUUGUCCACUGACAAUCAUGACGGUAGACACUUCAAUACCAAUUUUAUUUUGAGUGAUGCGGAAAAGAUUCUUCGUCUCGGAAUGGGUACUACUGAAGAAGUCUUGGUGGAGAAGUUGAAUCAAGUAGUAGAGCUCGAUAAUAUUUAUGAACAACUUUCUUAUCAUAUCAGACAAGUUUCGAUUGAGAUAGUGUCUGGUUUGAAUGCUAAGAUGGCAAAUCAACAACACUCCACCACUAUUGGCAUACUGAGGAAGCUGUGUUGGUAUUCUUGGGAAGAUAAGAUGGUCCUUAUGCUUGCUGCUUUCUCCAUUAUCUAUGGAGGAUACAUCCUUCUUGAUUCCCGAUUAUGCAAAGGCGUUCCCAAAUUAGGAGGAUUGGCUAAGAAGUUGGGAUCUCUGAUACAAAAUAAUCUAGUUGAAACACCACCCUCCUACGUUCAAAAAGUAGUUGUGGAUUGCUUGAAUUCAAUGUUAGAACUCACCAAAUGCGUAGUUGAACUCAAGCAAUGUCCAUAUUACUCUCCCCCGCCAUCAGUAGUUUUGGCCUUACCAAUGGCUACCUAUUGGAUAGCCACAACUCUUAUUAACGUCAGUGCAGCUUGUGCUUGUGAUACUCAACACUUCAAGGUUCAUCAUCAAAAUGAACUUGAGGAGCUAACUACUUUAAUUGCCAAAAUCCUGGCUACUUUCUCUCCCGAACUAACAAAGAAAAAGGCGGAGGAAUCCUUUCAAAUAUUACGGCAUGCAUGGUAUUACAAUUCUUCUAAUAGGGUAGAACUUUUCAAGUUAAUCUUUAAUGUCAAGGAUGAUGAUGAAGAGAUAUUUAAAAGAGACUUCUGGCAUGGAUUAAAUUAUUGGAGAGACCAUCAGACAGAUCUUCUACUAAUAACAUCAGGCUUUGACAUCUCUCAUGAACAAAUUGAUUUUCUAAAUUGGUAUUACGGCAAUGCAAGCCCAUAUAUUAUUUGGAUCCCAAUAAUGAAGCACAAUGCAACAUGGACCAGUGAGGAUGAACAUCACUUUGAAAAAGUAAAAGAGAAGAUGUGUGACUUGUUUUGGUUGAAUGAUCCACAAAAAAGAUUGUUGCCACAAUUUCCUAGAUUUGUUAAAGAGGAGCUAUUUCCAAAGUUUAAGAUGAGAUGGGGAGAAGAGGCUAUUCUUGUUUCAAUAGAUCGGAAGGGAAGAAUUGUUCAUCCAAAUGUUAUGCAUAUGAUACUCACUUGGGCUCAUUAUAUUCAAGAAAAUACAAUAGGAGUACAAAGACUAUAUAAUAUAACUCCCUUGAUUGAAAAAGAGGUGAAGGAAGGCACAUCUGGAGUUAAUCGUGUUGUGCCUGAAAUCGAUCAAAUGAUACGUGAUUUUUUACAUAACAUUGAAGAUAGGAUAAAUGCUUGGGCAAGCUCGAUUGAAAGCAAAAUACAAGAAGUGCAAGACCAAUCUACCCCGUAUCACAGCGACAGGGAGAAAGAUCUGUGGCAACAAGAAACAACUUGGAGUCUUCAUCUCCUUGCACCAAAAUUUCAAUCCUAUCAAGCUAUUGGCGGACUGAUAAAUGAUUGGAUUCAGGAGGAAAAAUAUAUUUUUUUGUAUGGAGGAAAUGACAUAAAAUGGGUUCAAGAAUUCACUUCCAAGGUACGUGAAGUUGGCUCCAAAAUCCAAUUAAACAUUGAGUUGGUCUAUGUCGGAAGAAACAAGAAAAUAAGAAGAAUCAUUGAUGAAAAACGAAUGACUCAUUCUCCAUUGCACAAUUCUAAAAGUAUAUGGUGGUUUUGGACUCGUCUUCGAAGUAUGUUUUUGUCAAGAAUUCAUUAUUUAGAUGUGACUAAUUGUCUUGUUAAAGAAUACAACAAUGAUGAAAUUUUACAAGGGCUUAAAAAAUUAUUGGCCUACGAAAGCACGAAUACAACAAUUGAAGGAUGGGCCUUGUUAAGCAAAGGAGCAAAAGUGAUUGUAUGUGGACAUGGAACUAAAAUGUUGCAAGUCAUGAAUGAAUAUCAAAUAUGGAAGGAGAACAUAGCCCCCAAAGGUUUUGGACAAGCAUUCAAAGACCACCAUGAUAUGAUUUUCAUGAAUAGGCAUUCUUGUUGUACUCUGGAAUAUCCAAUUAACUUGGACCAAAUUCCUGAAAAUGAAACAUGUCAUGAGUGCUCUCGCAGUAUGCACAAGUUUUUGACUUUCACUUGUUGUCAUGGUCAUGAUGUUGACUCUGAUAAAGCUUGAUAAAGAUGAUGAGUACUGUUGAGAUUUUGUAUUU
This is a messenger RNA of Ipomoea triloba (trilobed morning glory), 2439 nucleotides long. RefSeq names its product protein SIEVE ELEMENT OCCLUSION B-like. The record is from RefSeq and is a predicted model, not a curated record. Gene Ontology annotation, biological process: phloem development. The transcript is spliced from 8 exons. NCBI's taxonomy places the organism in Eukaryota, Viridiplantae, Streptophyta, Magnoliopsida, Solanales, Convolvulaceae. The coding region runs from base 126 to 2405 and encodes 759 amino acids.